AUGUUCAGGUCUGCUGCAGACGAUGCCAAUCCUGGAGGAGCCGGUCCUCCUGCUGCCCCUCCAAACACCACCAGCAACCGCCGACUGCAGCAGACACAAGCACAAGUGGAUGAGGUGGUGGAUAUCAUGUGUGUGAAUGUGGGUAAGGUUCUAGAGAGAGACCAGAAGCUCUCUGAGCUGGACGACAGGGCCGAUGCUCUGCAGGCCGGGGCGUCACAGUUCGAAAGCUGCGCUGCCAAACUGAAGAACAAAUACUGGUGGAAGAAUUGCAAGGAGAGUCAUCGUGACUGCAUGAAAUCAGGAUAUUAAUUAAUAAUUAAGCAAGGGAAUUUACAGUAAAAAAGUGAGAUAGGU
Messenger RNA from Carassius carassius (crucian carp), 354 nucleotides. RefSeq names its product vesicle-associated membrane protein 1-like. The transcript is spliced from 2 exons. The record is from RefSeq and is a predicted model, not a curated record. Gene Ontology annotation, biological process: vesicle-mediated transport; vesicle fusion; SNARE complex assembly. The coding region runs from base 1 to 309 and encodes 102 amino acids. Gene Ontology annotation, cellular component: plasma membrane; SNARE complex. Gene Ontology annotation, molecular function: SNAP receptor activity; syntaxin binding. NCBI's taxonomy places the organism in Eukaryota, Metazoa, Chordata, Actinopteri, Cypriniformes, Cyprinidae.